Messenger RNA from Chrysoperla carnea, 1525 nucleotides. Its product is annotated as colicin-5-like. NCBI's taxonomy places the organism in Eukaryota, Metazoa, Arthropoda, Insecta, Neuroptera, Chrysopidae. Gene Ontology annotation, biological process: killing of cells of another organism; defense response to Gram-negative bacterium. The record is from RefSeq and is a predicted model, not a curated record. The transcript is spliced from 2 exons. Bases 85 to 1365 code for a protein of 426 amino acids. Gene Ontology annotation, cellular component: membrane. Gene Ontology annotation, molecular function: pore-forming activity.
UAGCAACUCAUUAGGGAGUUUGUGCAUCUAUCAUUAUAAAGUUACUUUUUUACUAUACUUUGGUGUUGAUUCAAGGAAUCAAUUAUGAAAGUCAUAGAGCAAGGUGUCGUUGUCUUUAGUGCUUUGUCGGUAGAAGAGCAUGAAAACCAUGUUAGAAGCUAUGCUGUAGAAAAUGGGUUCACUUUGGAUGAUGCCGUUAGCAUGAUGUGCGAACCUUUUUUUAAAGAGGAUAAACCAUGUCCUGUUUGUGGUAAAAUAAAAUGCAAGCAAUUUACAGCUGAAUGUAAACAAUAUUCGAGAAUUAAUGACAAUAAAAAAUUAAGAAGCAAGCUGCUUUCUCAACCUCUAAGCGGCCUGGGAUUACUCCAAAGAUUUGAAGAAUUUAAUUCAUCGUCUCCUUUACUUCUUCAAAAUCUCAAAGAAAAUGGCAUUCCUUUAAAUAAUAAAAACAUUAACAGAUUAUUUGAUAAUGAUUUGAAAUUAAGCCAGAUGUUCUACAGAAAUAUGCCGGGAGUAAACGGAUUUGUUUAUAUCCGACAGUUUAGUGGUUCAAGAGAUCCGAUGCUUGAUUACACUAAUAAUGGUGGCCACCCACAAUGGAUACCGGGUGUUCGACUCGCAUUACAUGCAUUACUUGCAGAUAAUGGUAGUGACAACAUCAACAAUUUCCCUGAGAUGAAGGAUGCCAUUACUCGCCAGGAUUUUAACGCGGCACUAAAAUCAUUUUAUGCUAAGAUGACGUACACACAGCGUAACUUCCAAAUAGCGGAUAUAUUUGUUAAGCAAGCCGAAGCCAAAGGUCAGACUGACGCUGAAAUUAAUGAAAUAAAAGAUGCGACGAAAACUGUUCUGGAUUUUUACAAAGAAGUAUUUCAAAAGUACGGAGAUAAAGCCAAGUUAAUAGCUGAAGAAUUGGCAACGGCUGCCAAAGGGAAGCAAAUUAGGAAUGUCGAAGAAGCAAUGAGGGCUUUCGAUAAAUACAAAGAUGCUAUUAACAAAAAGUUCUCGGUAGCUGACAGGCAAGCAAUUGCUCGAGCGGUACAAUCUCUCAAUUACGACGAGGCUGCCAAGAACUUACGUCGAUUCAGCAAAGCUUUUGGAGUUGCUGGAACAGGUAUUGAUGCUCAUUCAUUAUACCAGGAGCUGCGCAAAGCAUCAGAAACAGGAGACUGGAGGCCAUUCUUUGUUAAGGCGGAAAGCAUUGCCGCUGGUAUGGGGGCAUCAGUUAUUGUAGGCAUUGCAUUUUCCUUCUUACUGGCCGCGGGGCCUUUAGGAAUAUUUGCAUAUGGUGCAAUCAUGGUAGCCGUAGGAGCUAUGGUUAACGAAGAAAGAGUCGGUAGAGUUCAUGACCUUAUCUUCAAUUAAACACUUUACAGUCAGAAAAUUAGUGAGUUUUAGAACAGAACGUUUUAGUGACAGUUUUAAAGAGCUGCCAUAUAUACAAAAAACUGCAAACAUUUUCUAAAUGCUCAAAUAUUACUAAGACGAAAAGUUAUUUUUGAUUUUUAGUAAAAUAAAAGCUUGU